CAAGCGCGUUAAACAGCUGGACCCCGCUGAGGGAGAACGGGGCUGUCAGAGGAGCCUCUACACCUCCACCUCCCACACCUCCACCUCCUCUCAGGAGAACCUGUGGACUGCUUUAUUUCAGCUGCAUUACAGGAGAACCGGGAGCUCGGCGGAGAGACGCUCCUGCAGUCUGCAGGAAUGGAGAAGCAGAAAGUGCUGGAGCAGCUGCUGGAGGAGCUGCAGCGUUUUCUGAAAAUCCUGGAUGGAGAAUACCUGAGUGGAAAUGCCAGUGUUCAGAAGAGCCUUCUCACUGACCUGCUGCAGUCUUACAAAUCCUCAAAUGGAGGAGAUGAAGAAUACAUCUACAUGAACAAAGUCAUCGUCACUGGACAGAACCAGGACAAACCAGACAGAGACCACAGAGCGGAAGCAGAGGCCAAUGGAAGAUCAGGAAAGCAUGUCUGUGCCCCACAGAAGAGUCUACCAGAGCUUCCUCCACCCAGAACACCUUUAAUAGCAAGGGAGCCCUUUCCUCUUCCUCCAGCUCCAGCAUGUCUCGAGUCUCCAGAGGGUUACUACGAGGAAGCUCAGCCCUAUGAUUCAGCUAUCAAUGAUGAAGGAGAUGCAGUGAGCAGCUCAUAUGAGUCUUAUGAUGAAGAGGAGGUGUCUAAAGAGCAGCCGUCUGCAGCACAGCACCAGUGGCCAUCCACAGAGGCGUCCAUUGAGCUGAUGAAGGAUGCACGGAUCUGUGCUUUCCUCUGGAGGAAGAAGUGGCUGGGCCAGUGGGCCAAACAGCUGUGCGUCAUCCGAGAGAACCGUCUCCUGUGUUACAAAAGCUCAAAGGACCAGACUCCCCUGCUGGAUGUCAGCCUGGUGGGAUGUAGUGUCAUCUACAAAGAGAAACAGCUGAAGAGGAAAGAGCACAAGCUGAAGAUCAUCCCCCAGGGCGGGGAGGCCAUCGUAUUGGGCCUACAGAGCAAAGAGCAGGCUGAACAGUGGCUGAAGGUGAUCCAGGAGAUUAGUCCAAAAUCUGCAGAGAACUCUGACAUAUCAGAUUCCCCCAGACUCAUCUGUACUAAGGGUGAGCUUAAUGAGAGAUAUUCUGUAGCCUCAGAGAGCGGCAGCAGCACAGACAGCCAUGCUGAGAACCUCGAGACUAAAGAUGCAGUUAAAAAGAAAUAUGGUGCUGGUCUGAAGUUAAGCAAUCUGAUGAACAUUGGGAAAAAGAAGAUUUCGUCUUUAGAGAGUCCAGAGAAGUGUGUGGACACAUCAGGAUAUCUGAACGUGUUGGUGAACAGCCAGUGGCGCACCCGCUGGUGUCUGAUAAAGAAUGGGCAGCUUUGGUUUUAUCAGGACAAGGGCAAGUCUAAGGUGUCCCAGCAGCCUGUGCCUCUGGAAGGGUGCAUGGUCCUGCCAGACCCCAGCCCUGAACACCUUUACUCAUUUCGCAUUCAGAUGGAUGGAGAGCAGCUUGCUAUUCUGGAGGCUAAAUCAUCUGCUGAUAUGGGUCACUGGCUGGGGUUACUACUGUCACAGACAGGGACCAAAACUGACCCGGAGGAUCUCACCUAUGACUAUGUAAACUCUGAAAGAAUAUCCAGUAUAGUCAAUGCAGCCAAGACCUCCCUGUACCUAAUGCAGAGAAGAUACUCUGAGCCCAACACUUACACAGACAGCCCCCCUUCAAACCCCAACGGCUCUGACGACAUAUAUGAUGACGUGGCCUCAACAGAGAAUGAACAAGAGGACGGUCAGGAAGGCAGCAGUGAGUUGGUGAACUCAGAGCAGGACGGGAAAGACAGAGUGUAUCUAGACCUGAUCCCUGUGCGCUCCUUCCUCCACACGAGUUCGGGAAGAGUGUCCCCCCAGUCCACUCCCUCUCCACAGACAGAGCGCAGCCCCACCCCAACUCUCACCGUCGAGACACAGGACACUGCGAAUGAGGAUAUUAAAUCUGCAGUGUCAGUGUAUGAAACUUCAUUACCCACAACCACAGAGUGCCCUGAUGCUCCUCCACCCAUCGCCCCGAGACCCGAUCUAGACACUCCAACAUCCUCCAGCUCCAGUGUGCAGCCCCAGAAUCACCAAACACAGUUACAGAACCAGCACCAACAACAGCACCAAACACCCCACUCUCAGCCCCAGAGGACCUGUCUGCCCAGUCAAGAGGGCCCGAAGAAAACCACUCCCCACAGCCCUAGCAAUCCACGAAGCCAUACACUGAGUCAACUACACACACCUUCACACACACCUCAAAGCCCCCCCACCGCCCGAGGAAGAGCAGCAAGCACUGAUAGAUUCCUCGACAGACUGAAGCCCUCUGCAGCAGCGUGCACGGGGUCAAUCGAGGUGAAGCUGGGGAAGAACCGGACGGAGGCUGACGUGCGGCGCUUCACAGAUGAGAGAGACCGGCUGGAGCGAGAGAGGGAAGAGGUCAAAAACACUCUGGCCACGCUGAGGAAGGAGAGGAGGGAAGCGAAAGAGGAGCUGAGCUCCUGCAAAGACUCCUCUAAACAAGCGUCUCUGGAGGCGUUUCUGAAACAGAGGGAGGAGGCGUGUCGAGAGGCGGAGCGUCGACGGGUGGAGGUGGAGCUCAGCCUGGUUGAGGUGAAGGACAACUUGAGGAAGGUGGAGGCAGGACCCUUUACUCUGGGCACCACAGUAGACAGCAGCCUACUGGAGACACAGCCUUUGGUCAGUGUGCCAACCAGGCCCAAGGCAGCUCCUCUUGCCCCAGCAGCACCUGUUAACAAUGGAGAUUCCUCACCUGUAAACUCAGCUACAGCACUGAAGAGCAGGCCUUUGUCGAUCAUGGCAGCAAGCAAAGGAAACGUUCUGCAAAAAGCCAAGGAGUGGGAGAAGAAAUCAACAACCUAGGCAUGAAAAUGGAACUACAGAGCUCAAAAUGUGAUCUUAUAAGGACCCUCAACAAAGCAGAGUUUCUGGUCAGCUUCAGCUGUAAUGUCUACCUUGGCCAGGCUUUUUUUCCACAGGAAAGAAUGAAGACUUUCUUUCUUCAGAUGUGCCUCUGCCCCCUCAGCCCUUAUGGAACACCACCUUUUUCUUCAGUUACUCCAUUGAGAGACUGCAAUGGUACUGCCCACUGCUGGCAGCUUUGCAGAGGUAAUGCUGUUGUCUUAUGGUUCCCCCAGCAAUGCCACUGGACACGGUUGAAUCCAUAUCUAUUUAAGUCUUUUUUUUUUUUUUUUUUUUUUUUUUUUUACAUGGAAAAAUAGAGGGAUUUUAAUAUUUUUUUUUAUUGCAGUAAUGAACAGAUUUAAGAAAGGAUGUUGUACUGAUCGUCUUAAUGGAGAUAUCCUGUGUAAAAUAGACUUUGGGCGUAGUGAAACAUGAUCACGAGUAAGAACUUAUGUAUAGCCAACCUCAGUUCGUCCCCAGCAUUGGGAACUACAGCACUUUUAGCUGGCCAAUACUCCAAACAGGCUUACAAUGCUAGUGAUGGGGCAUAGUGAUGCCCAUCCAAAGAAAUCACUUAAACUCAAAGUAGCUCUACACUUUAUUGGUAGAAUUCUGAGGUCUAUUUAAAACAAGGCACUGAGAACUUAAAGUACACAGAUAGUGCCUCUACCACUGCAGUGUGCUGCUAGUUUAAGCUUAUUAAUGGUGUUAGAACUUGGCUAUAUGAAAAAAAAGUUUUUUUUUGUUGUUUUACUAUAGCCAUAGUCCAUUUUAUACUGAAGGUCCCUCUUAGCAUUAGCCAUUUAAUACAGUCUAGACAGUAGCCUGGUUCAUGUAUGCUGGUAGCCUAGAUGUAAAUGUACAAAGCAGUUCAAUAUUGUUCAACUUAUUACUGUAUGCUAUCUAAAACAUGCACUUUUUAUUCAAAUAAAAGAGUACUGACAAAAA
Astyanax mexicanus (Mexican tetra) is the source of this 3846-nucleotide messenger RNA. It is a transcript of the gene afap1l2, whose product is annotated as actin filament associated protein 1-like 2. Gene Ontology annotation, cellular component: cytosol. The transcript has 19 exons. Gene Ontology annotation, molecular function: SH2 domain binding; SH3 domain binding. The coding region runs from base 178 to 2856 and encodes 892 amino acids. Gene Ontology annotation, biological process: regulation of mitotic cell cycle; inflammatory response; positive regulation of interleukin-8 production. NCBI's taxonomy places the organism in Eukaryota, Metazoa, Chordata, Actinopteri, Characiformes, Acestrorhamphidae. The record is from RefSeq and is a predicted model, not a curated record.